Messenger RNA from Prunus dulcis (almond), 743 nucleotides. RefSeq lists its product as uncharacterized. Bases 99 to 542 code for a protein of 147 amino acids. The record is from RefSeq and is a predicted model, not a curated record. NCBI's taxonomy places the organism in Eukaryota, Viridiplantae, Streptophyta, Magnoliopsida, Rosales, Rosaceae. The transcript has 2 exons.
AGUCGUGACUAUAACACACCUUUGCCGCUUUGCGUAUAAAUAAGUCGAAGAAACUGUGAGCCCAAGGACACUGGGCGUUUUGAACCCAAGACACAGCCAUGGAAGCACAGCAGAAGAAGCAGCUGGUGACGGUGGGUCUUCUUAUCUUUACAGUCUUUAUUUCUGGUGUCGGAGCUUGGACUGGUGAAAUCCAUGGCAGAGUUGUUUGUGAUGUCUGUGGUGACUCCGCCGUUGGACCUGAAGAUCAUGUUCUAGAAGGUGCUGAGGUAGCUGUUCUAUGCAUUACAAAAUCAGGGGAAGUUCUAAAUUACCAGGCAUUCACGAAUGAUAAGGGGAUAUAUACAGUGGCAGAGACAAUGCCUGAGAGCGACCGGUGGGAUGCAUGCCUGGCCCGGCCCAUCAGCAGCUUCCAUGAGCAUUGCACUCAUGUUGGGGAUGGUAGCUCAGGAGUAAAGUUCAGUUAUAAUCACCCAUCAGACUAUUCGCACACCGUCAGAACUUUCGUCUAUCGACAAGCAAGUGUACCAGCAUACUGCAUUUGAGAAUUCUGAGUUCAAUGUACAUCUAUAUUGUUUAGUUGCAAUAUGAGCUUGCUUUUACUGAAAUGCAGUCAUCACACAAUGAGCGUGAUUAAAGGGCAUGUGUGAGGUUAAUGCUGUAAUGUAGUUUAUGAUGAACAUAGUUCAUGUUAGCUUAAACCCAAUCCUUGAUUGGAAUAAUAUACAUAACCUUAGAGGAAGUAA